AUGCCAAAUGCUGAAUUAACAGAAAAUAAUACCCUCAUCCCAAACCAUCUACCCACACAUCAGAACAACCUGUCCAAUGACAUACCAACAGCCUCAAUACGCUUAGAAACCAUAUCACGAGCCCAAGAACAAAGCGUGCCAUACACGAUCUUUAAGUUUGCUGCUACAGAUCUCAAGACACCCACCACACCCCCGGAGGCCAACUCACAACCCAAACCCCGAAUCCUGGCUAAACGAAAUAAAGCCCAGACUCUAGCACUUCAGAAGCAGAAAAGAGCAGUCAGCACGCGUAGCAUAAUCAACAAGAACCAUGCGAACUUGAUCGAAGGUGUUUUCAUCUACAACAAGGACAAAGCAACGACCCUAGCGGCCAGUCAACAGGAACGUGCUACCCUGGAGGCCAUAAUUGCAAACUUGACUGACAAGUUUGAAGAAUUGGCAGCUAACUACCAAUCCAAGCUGGAAAAGCUUGACGGGCUAAUGGCUUUGCAAGCCGCUGGAGCUGCCAGAGCAGCCUUUGAGUCAACUGGUAAGGGCUCACUGAUGGCAUCAAAGCAUGCCCCAAAAGCCUUGACGGUUGACAGCAACAGCAACAUCUGCAUCCGAUGUGCUAACUGCAGCACCACCACCACCACCAACAGCAACAAAAACAACAACAGUAACAACAACAGUAACAACAACAAUACCAACAAAAAGAGCAACACACAAAACAAGACAGGCAGCAACGCAGUAGCUGGCCAAAUGUCAUAUGCCACACAAGCAAAGAAGGGCAUAGAUGCUAAGCAGGCCAAGCAGAAAGUCCAAGUCCGCAGAGUCCAGGGACAACGACUCCUCCAAAAACCCACUGGCCCAUCUGAGUACAAAUUUGUCUACCUCCCAGCCAAAAGAUACGUUAAGUACCAGGAAAUGCGAAAGAUCCUCAGUUCCUUCAAGAUCUCCACUUCCCACAUCCUUGACAUCCAAUUCCCAGGCAGAGGGACAGUGACCCUCCUCAUAAAUGGGGAGUUCCGUGAAGAACUCAUUGCACUGCUUGGAAAAGCCAAGGUUGUCCCACUGGGGAACUUUGACCCAACCGCAGCAGACGUGAUCGCAGAUACCAAGUUGAAGGAAAAGACCAUCAAGGUUAGAGCAAAAAAAGCCCAGGACCUAUUCGAUGCACGCCUGGUCAAGGCAAGUCUCCGCAUGGCAACAUACCUUGGUCACAGUGUCAUCUGCCAUUUCUCGUCCAAAAAGGCUGUGGUAAAGAUCUCGCAGACUGCAGUCUCUGACUACCUGGAGGGCCGAAAAACCACCAGCACCACUGCCUUUGUAGCCCCAACCAACGACAUGGACGGCAUAGAAUCCACCAAAACGCCAAUCACCACAACCCAUGAAUAG
Molecule: messenger RNA, 1377 nt
Organism: Phycomyces blakesleeanus NRRL 1555(-)
Lineage: Eukaryota; Fungi; Mucoromycota; Mucoromycetes; Mucorales; Phycomycetaceae
Exons: 1
Coding region: 1-1377 (458 amino acids)
Source: RefSeq, a predicted model, not a curated record